AUGGUGACGCUGAUUGCAGAGCCGUUGACGAUAGAUUCUUUCAAGGAAUAUGGGACGAUAAUCUCUCCAGAGGAGGAAAUCUCGAGGUUAGGCAGCCUCGAGAAAAGUGCCAACCAUGGGACUGCAAUCAAGUUGCUUCAGGUAAGCCGUGUGGAGAACGGGUCCAGUAGCGGGGUUCCCAAUUGGAACUUGUUUCGUUGCUUCCCGCAACCACACCUGAACAGAGCGUUCACACCUGGGUCCACUCGGGGGGUCCUUCACAAGGUUGAAGUUCUUGAAAAGCACCCGAGUAGUUCGCAGACGUUCGUGCCCAUGGGUAGAAAUUCCGCUGAAGUGGCAUACUUGAUAGUCGUGGCCAAAGAAAUUGCGAACAAGCCAGACUUAUCUACGGUAAGGGCAUUUACAUGUUUAGGUGGCCAGGCUGUGACCUACGGCUUGGGCAUCUGGCAUGCUCCCAUGAUAGUGCUUGGCGUGCAAGAGCACUUGGACUUUGCAGUCCUGAUUUAUGAAAGUCUGGAUCCCGAAUACCCUGAGCGGGACUGUGUGGAAGAACACUACGGCCACGCCGGCAUCCAUGUCACCGUCUAG
This is a messenger RNA of Saccharomyces eubayanus, 588 nucleotides long. RefSeq names its product ureidoglycolate hydrolase (gene DAL3). The transcript has a single exon. The record is from RefSeq and is a predicted model, not a curated record. Gene Ontology annotation, molecular function: ureidoglycolate lyase activity; ureidoglycolate hydrolase activity. Lineage: Eukaryota; Fungi; Ascomycota; Saccharomycetes; Saccharomycetales; Saccharomycetaceae. The coding region runs from base 1 to 588 and encodes 195 amino acids. Gene Ontology annotation, biological process: allantoin catabolic process.